This is a messenger RNA of Thermothelomyces thermophilus ATCC 42464, 1822 nucleotides long. RefSeq lists its product as uncharacterized. Lineage: Eukaryota; Fungi; Ascomycota; Sordariomycetes; Sordariales; Chaetomiaceae. The coding region runs from base 342 to 1436 and encodes 364 amino acids. The transcript has 2 exons. The record is from RefSeq and is a predicted model, not a curated record.
CCGCCCCUAAUUGCCUGGGUUGGAGUCGGGGACCCUUUAACAUCAGAUCGGUUCCCACCCCUCUCCAGGCAAGCUCGUCGCUACAAGGAACCGGCCACGGGCCAGAGUUGUCGACGACUUGGUUUGAAACAGAGCGACCCGGCCCCGGUCAGAUGAUUGGUGCAUUGGCAAGGUUGUUCUUCGGCCCCUAUCGAUACACACAGCAAGCCGAAGCGAUCGUCAACUCGUCUGCUUUUAUAUACCAGAGGGCCCGAGACGGCACCCCAUUCGCAGUUAUCAGCUGGGCUCGGUGGACACGACAUUCCUUCGCAACUUCUGGGAGGAGAACAUAAGGGUUCGCCAUGGGGAGUCCUGCUCGAGCCCAGACGCUCCCACCUCCGCGGAGUGAUCGAAGGGGGCCCGAGAUAUACCUCCAUUUGGAGUUCAGGGUCUCAUGGGGCGGCAAGAAGCAACAGUCUCCCAAGAGCCACCAACUCACCUUCAGGUCCCGCGGCUCGAAGGAGAGGUCGCCCGCAUUCCCCCGCCAGGUUCCGGCACCCAACACCAACUACCUCGCUGACAUCCACGACUUCGAGCAGAGGCAAUCGAGGCUUCGCGAGAUGCGCCAGAACGCCAACCCAAACAGGCACCACCAGAUGCAAGAGUACUACUACCAGGGAAACCAGUCGGGAAAUCAUCUUCAAGUACCCAUACCCAUCAUCCGGGAACCGGAACGGCCAACGAGGGCAGAUGCGCGGCCCUCGUCGCACGAACGGGGCCGAUCAGCCCCGCCACCGUUGGGCGAGAACCCGUGGGACGUCAGCGUCGUCCCCAGUCUCCCGGCCAGGAAUUCGGACAUACCGCCUGCCAACCGGCGGAUGGCGGAGAUCCGGAGGAAACCUUUGCCCGCCCCGCCGUCGCAGUUCCGCCUCGGCGAAGGAGGGCAGCCGUGGUCGGCGUGGUCUCUGCCGGACGGGUACGAUCCGGACACGGCCCCCAAGAACGACGAGGACGCGCGGGGCUACGAGGACCUGCCUGCCGUUGCGCCGCCAGCCGAUCGGAACUCGACGACGUUCGCCACGAACCCGACAAUGGUGUCCACCUUCUCGCCGGGGCCCGCCACGUUACCGGACCCGGAUUCCUCGGCGAGGGAGCUCGGGGCGCUCUCGGCAGCCAUGAUGACGGUCGACAACGGGUUCGAGAGCCAGUGGUGGUACCAGGGCCGGCGGGACACCGUCAUGGGCACCGACGAGGUCCGCGUCGCCGCCCACCACCGCUGGUCGACCGGCCCCAUCUCGGCGACGGCGAGCCCCUUCGACACCCCGCAACUUCCGGCCGGCGUCGUCUCCCCCAUGACCGACGCCGCCUUCAGCCCCGCACAGGUCCCGGCGUCGUUGCUCCAGCGCACCUUGUCGACGAGGUCGGAAGAGCUCUGGUUCCGUGAGAAAACGCAAUAGCGACGAUGAUUCAACCAUUUGGGAGGGGUUGGGAUUUGGGGAGAGGGGGAAUCGUCCAGCCGUCCCCCCCCCCCGUCCGUGUUCAAGCGGACGAUGUUCAAGCAUCAGCCGGGCCUCAUAUGUGCUUGGCUAUUCCAUUUUGUACAAAUACCGCAGGAUAUUUACGACGACAUGUAUCAGCGGGGCUUUUCUUCUUCUGGGUAUUGACGGCGGUUACCGGAGUUUGGGUUUGGCAUGUUUCAACGUGGAGGAUAUCCACAGGAGGAAAAAAAAAAAGCGCAUCAGGUUUCGUACCUAUCUAGUCUUGCCUCGUUUGGGGCAUACAGAAAGGGCGGCUGUUAUUGGCGGCGCCUCAUAUAACUAAAACUAAUUUCAUGAAUGAUACC